AUGUUCAGCCGCAACGCGACAAAGGCUGCCCGCGCGGCGCCAAGCAUUCGCAAAUUCGCGACUGAGGCUCCCGUUGCCUCCGCGCGCAACCACAAGGUCGUCGUAGUCGGCGGUGGUUCUGCCGGUCUGGCGAUCAGCCACCAGCUGCUUCACUCCGGCAAGUUCUCACAGGAUGAUAUCGCGGUUGUCGACCCCGCCGAGUUCCACCAUUACCAACCGGGCUGGACCCUGGUGGGUGGUGGUCUCAAGACCAAGGAGGAGCUUCGACGCCCUAUGAAGAGCUUGAUCGACCCCAAGCUUAAGCACUACGUUGACAGCGUGGCAUCAUUCUCUCCCGAAAAAAAUGCCGUUAAGCUCGGCAACGGCGACAGCGUCAGCUACGAACAACUCAUCGUUGCCCCCGGCCUCGCCCUUAACUGGGGAAAUAUCAAGGGUCUGCAGGAGGCUCUGGCCGAUAAGAGCACCCCGGUCUCUUCCAUCUAUGGCUAUGACACUGUCAGCAAGGUGUUCGGCACCAUCCAGAAGCUGGAGAAGGGCAACGCUUACUUCACCCAGCCCGCAGGCGCUAUCAAGUGCGCCGGUGCGCCGCAGAAGAUCAUGUGGUUGGCCCUGGACCACUGGAAGCGCGCAGGCCGCUACGACCCCAGCAACCCGGCCAAUUCGGACAUCAAAAUCAACUUCGCGACUGGUACGCCGGUCAUGUUCGGUGUGCCCAAGUACAACAAGGCCCUGACCGCCAUGCAGCAGGAGCGCGGCGUGAACGGCCUCUUCCAGCACGACCUGAUCUCCAUCGAUGGUGACAAGGCCACUUUCGCUCUCCCUGACGGCCAGUCUGCGACCAAGCAGUUCGAUUUGCUGCACGUGGUGCCCAAGAUGGGAGCCCCUGCGUUCGUCAAGAACAGUGCUCUCGCCAACGAGUCCGGCUUCGUCGAUGUCGACGACGGCACCACCCAGCACAAGAAGUACGCCAAUGUCUGGUCCGCCGGUGAUGCGUCCAGUCUACCUACCUCCAAGACCGCCGCUGCCGUCACCGCUCAGACUCCCGUGGUCGUGCGCAACCUUUUGCAAGCGAUGGAGGGCAAGAAGCCCGAUGCCGUGUACGACGGAUACACCUCGUGCCCGCUGCUGACCGAGUACGGUAAAGUCCUUCUGGCCGAGUUCAAGUACGGCGGUGUGCCCAAGGAGACAUUUGGCAACUGGUUCGGCAUCGACCAGGCCAUACCCCGCCGCUCCUUCUACUACCUGAAGAAGGACUUCUUCCCCUGGGUGUACUACAACUCAAUGGUGAAGGGUGAAUGGGCUGGGCCUAAGGGCUGGACGAACUAG
Molecule: messenger RNA, 1326 nt
Organism: Penicillium atrosanguineum
Lineage: Eukaryota; Fungi; Ascomycota; Eurotiomycetes; Eurotiales; Aspergillaceae
Product: NAD(P)/FAD-dependent oxidoreductase
Exons: 1
Coding region: 1-1326 (441 amino acids)
Cellular component (GO): mitochondrion
Molecular function (GO): sulfide:quinone oxidoreductase activity; FAD binding
Source: RefSeq, a predicted model, not a curated record